GACACACCUUCUUCUCUUAGAAUUACGGGAACUCAGGGUACACACAUGAGCCCUGUUCCAGACGUUUCUUUUAUCAGGGGAAUUUUCAUGAAACAUACGCCCAUGGAGCCGAUGACACUAUCUGUGUCAACACUGUGGUCUGAAAACAGCAGUGCGUCUCUGCCAUCCGGUCCAACUGAGGAUCCGGCCUCGGCAGAAUGGGAGCUUGUCCACACCAUCAUACCCCCGUACAUCUUAACCUUAUCUCUGUUAGGCCUUCUCUUUAACAGCUUUGUCCUGGGGGUGUUCUUUGCCCACAAGGAUCGCCUAACUGUAGCGGAGAUUUACCUGAGCAACCUGGCGCUGGCUGACUUUAUUCUCCUGUGUGGCCUCCCCUUCUGGGCGAUGAACAUCCUCAACAACUUCAACUGGCCAUACGGAGAUGCCUUAUGCAAACUGGUUAACUCCAUCAUCAUCAUCAAUUUCUACACCAGCAUCCAAACCCUUGUCAUGAUUAGUGUUGACCGCUACCUGGCACUUGUGAAGACCAUGAAGGCCAGGUGGCUGAGACGGACACUCUUUGCCAAGGUGAUCUGCUCCAUCCUGUGGAUAUCAGCGGUCGUACUGAGCAUGCCAACCAUUGUUCACAGAAAGGUGAAGUUUAUCAAGGAGCUCAAGACAAUGUCCUGUAUACUGGAUUAUAACCAUGACAGCUCUUGGAAGUUGGCCCAUCACUUUCUGGUAAAUGUUGUAGGCUGUGUACUCCCUGUUCUGGUAAUUGUUUUCAGCAGUGGGAACAUAAUCAAGGCUUUAGUCCAAAGGAGGGAGAGUGUAGCUUAUCAUGACACUAAUGACACAAAGGCCACAGUACUGGUGUAUGCUGUCACACUACUUUUCUUACUGUGCUGGGGUCCCUUCCAGGUCUUUACCUUCCUCGACACACUCUGUGAUCUCCACGUGCUGGAUGAGAAGCUGUGGUCCCACACGCUCGAUAUAGGAAACCAGGUUUCAGUGUAUCUGGCCUUUCUCAAUAGUGCUCUGAACCCAGUGCUGUAUGUCUUCUCAGGGCAGUACUUUAGGAGGAAGGUUAGCACCAUCUACAGGAGGACUCGACGUCGCAGAGAAUCAGAUAUGACCACAUAUCAACGCUCUGUUGUGUCCACUUACAUUAACAGAACGGAGCAAAUUAAGACUGUGGUCAUUUUUAAUGCAGGCUGAGAUGUGACUCUUCAUGACAUCAUCCACUUCUGUUGCUGCUUUUGUAAAAUGCGAUGCAAUAUACAGGAUAUGAGUCUAAAGGUUCUUAUUUCAUUUCAUGAGACUUAACAUAAUAUGUAUGUAAUGCUGUUAAAUGGUUUAAAACCACUAACAAAGGAUGUAUUUGCAGAUAUAAUGGGCACAGCCAUAGUUAAUGGAUGUAAUCUGUAGAAGAAAUGGAAGCAGAUAAUAUGUUUACACUCUCCAUAAAGACACUUGUGUCUUGCUCUGCAGACAUGCAGUAUGUAUUUGAAUUUGUUUUAUUUAACUGACUCCAAAAAGCAGUUUAAAUCUGCAAGCUACCGGGAGAUAAAGGACACUUAACUUUGUAUACAUUACCUGUACAUUCACAAUUCCCC
Molecule: messenger RNA, 1595 nt
Organism: Perca flavescens (yellow perch)
Lineage: Eukaryota; Metazoa; Chordata; Actinopteri; Perciformes; Percidae
Gene: bdkrb1
Product: bradykinin receptor B1
Exons: 3
Coding region: 46-1197 (383 amino acids)
Biological process (GO): positive regulation of cytosolic calcium ion concentration; G protein-coupled receptor signaling pathway; cell chemotaxis
Cellular component (GO): external side of plasma membrane; membrane
Molecular function (GO): C-C chemokine receptor activity; bradykinin receptor activity; C-C chemokine binding
Source: RefSeq, a predicted model, not a curated record